AUGUGAUGCCAGAACGUAGCGACAACAGACAGGUGGGACAGCGGGCAGCUUCAGGGUUUAUGUAACGCGAGGGCGCGAACGGUGCGCCGCGGCAGUGUUCCGCCAGCGCGCAUGGACCGGGCGAGCGCCAGCCCGCCCGCCAGCCCCACUAGUGCCGCUCCCGCGACCACCGGCUUCGGCGCUUUCUGCAGCGCCAUUUCUGACACGAUCUCGGGUAUGGCGACCACAUCAAGGAGUAGAAGAAAGCAGGACGAGGAAAAGAAGAGUAAGAAGAAACAGUCUCCAAUGGACGAGCGGCCCACGGUGCCCGCACCUAGUGAAGCGAUGCUCAAUAACCUGCGGACGGCGUUCGGCCUGCUGGACAGAGACAGCGAUGGUCACGUGACCCCCGAGGAGCUGCAGUUCAUGCUGCGCAAUCUGGGCAUCGAGGUCAGCGACGACCUCAUCUCUGAUCUCAUCAAGGACGCCAGUAAAACUGGUAACGGCUUAAUAGAUGAAAACGACUUCAUGCAGUGGGUGACGAAGAUACAGGCGUUACAAGGCAUGGACGUGAGCGCCAGCGGCGGCGACUCCGAGGAGGAGAUCACUAGGGACCUGUUAGCAGCCUUUAAAGUAUUCGACCGUGACGACAAUGGGUACAUAACGCGGGACGAGCUGCGGACGGCGCUGGAGAUGAUCGGGGAGCCCGUCACCGACGCGCAGCUCAACCAGGUGCUGGCUCUCGGCGACAUCGACCACGACGGCCGCAUCGACUAUGAAGAAUUUGUGAAGAUGCUGCUGUAACUAAAGACCUCACUAGAUGUAAUGGUGUAUUUAAAGACAAAUGUAGCCGCCGACGAGUGUUCCCGUUGCUUGACGUUUGACGUAGUAUGGUUAGGCAGGCUUGCUUAUCGUAGGAUGUUCUUCCAUAUAUUAAUAUCAUAAACAUCGGAAUAACUCCGAAUAUUACGAUUAAAACCUAUUUUUGUAUGCGCCGUUGUGGCUGGAGAUGAUAUGACGUUGUGUUAGAAAUAACCUUACAGAAUUUUAAGCCAGAGCCUGACGGAUUAGGGCAAUAAAUUUGCGCCGAAAUGAGGUAGUCGGUAUAUAAUGGAAUGUGUUAUAAAUCCUAUGUAACUUUUGAUUAAUAUCUACAUAACAAACAAGUUGACAACUGAUAUAAUUUAAUUAAUAAAGCCUAAAAAUAAUUUUGAUAAUUGGUGUUGCCAACUGAUACACAUAAGAUACCGUCGUCGUAGGUCCUGCAUAAUUCUAAAGAAAUCUUCUCCAGCAGACCCAAGAAAGGCUCUUAUAAGAAUACUUUCCGCAAUCGAAAUCCUAUGACUCUGGCAAGGAAGGAAUAAUAUAGGUACAUAGAAACUCCGAUGCAUAUGUAAAUAAAUAUUGGAAGGAAAGUAGCAGUGUUAACUGUUGAAUGUAUGUACAUAUAAGUACUUUUUGUAUUAACCUUAAUAUAUAAUGAUGUACCUAGUGUAACUCAAAUGUAAGAUAAAGAAUAAAUGUAUAUUUAUUUACAGUAAAAGUUUAUAGUACAGAAAGUAGAAGCCGAAAACAUUAUUGAAAGAUAUAAAAGAUAAUUUGUAAAUUUGAAUUAAUGUGAGAUAUUAUAUAGGAGAGAUAUUUAUUUAAGGAGUAAAUCGAUCGUAUCGCGAUAUAUGGAAAAUUAAUAUUAUUAGAUUUCAGAUGUAC
Messenger RNA from Amyelois transitella, 1689 nucleotides. It is a transcript of the gene Eip63F-1, whose product is annotated as calcium-binding protein E63-1. NCBI's taxonomy places the organism in Eukaryota, Metazoa, Arthropoda, Insecta, Lepidoptera, Pyralidae. The record is from RefSeq and is a predicted model, not a curated record. Gene Ontology annotation, molecular function: calcium ion binding; enzyme regulator activity.